AUGGAGCCUGCUGAUAACUUGUAUGAGUUGGGGUACGACAACCAUACAUGGAGCCUGCUCCAGGACGCGAACCCUUCAUCCAUGGUUAACCUGUCACACCCACAGACGACCCUGCCAACCGCCAGGGAUACUCCACACCCACCUCUCUACAUCCUCGUCAUCACGACGGUGGUAUGUGUCUUCGAAUUCGUCAUUGGGAUUAUCGGUAACUUGUUAGUGGCCGUGGUGAUUUGGAAAAACAAAGACAUGAGAAACUCGACAAAUUUUUUUCUCCUGAACUUGAGUGUGGCGGAUCUGCUGGUGAUAGUCGUGUGUAUGCCUUCUGCUGUCAUGGAAUUACAUGCCCGUGAUUACUGGUACCUCGGCGAAUUUAUGUGUUUUGGAUUGCUGCCGAACAGUGCAGGUGUCCAACUGAAAGGCAGUCUUGUAGAUUCCUACUCGUUCGCCGAAAGUAAACUGGUGCCUUUCUUGGAACAUUCCGUGGCACACGCUUCCGCCUUGACAAUCCUGGUGAUCAGCUACGAGCGCUACUUCGCCAUUUGUCAGCCUCUGAAGGCCCAGUACAUCUGCACGGUAUCCCGGACUCUGAAGCUGAUUGCCGCAGUCUGGCUCAUCUCACUGAGCGCCUCCGUGCCCUUCUUCACAAUUGCUCUGUUCAAGGAUUCUCAGUACAUGAAUGGCACCCCAAUUAAGGUCUGUCGGCAGCCCCUUCAAACCCCUAUUCGCCGGGCUUUCAUCCUUAUUCUGAUGGUCAUCUUCUUCAUCAUUCCCGUCGUCGUUCUGGCCGCCCUCUAUGCGCUUAUCAGCAAGAAGCUAUUCCGGGAAGCGAUCUGCCCCGAGAUGCGGAUGGAUAAGCGGGCCAUGGCCACCCUGAUGGGUCGUCGUCAGGUCGUCGUCUUGCUCCUCACCGUCGUAGUACUCUUCCUCAUAUGUUCCCUUCCGUGGAGAGUGCUUACCACCUGGCUCGCCUUCGCCCAAAACUCCGACGUCGAAAAGCUUGGCUUCGAGGGCUACCUGGCUUUAGUGUAUUUUGCCCGUGUCAUGUUUUACUUUAAUAGUUGUGUGAAUCCUAUCAUCUACAACAUGGUAUCCACCAAGUUUAGGCGAGCCUUUAAGAUGGUCCUCAUGUGCCAAAAGAGAACAUUACAACGUCAGGACACAGUUACCUUCUCUACUGUGACGUCAUUGUCACGUCAUCAUUCCAGUAUCCACAGCAGCUUCAGCAAUUCGUCGCUGAGAACUCAAGAGGUACACGACUCGGUGAACAUGUAUUAUGAGGUUCCUGUGCGUGUGACUUCAGGCACGAACAGCCACACAACGCAGAGAAGGGUUGAUAGUGACACGGACUUCCCUGUCACACGAACACUCAUGGCCAUUCCGGAUGAAAUCGAAACGUCUUAG
Messenger RNA from Liolophura sinensis, 1401 nucleotides. Its product is annotated as gastrin/cholecystokinin type B receptor-like. The record is from RefSeq and is a predicted model, not a curated record. Gene Ontology annotation, cellular component: plasma membrane. Gene Ontology annotation, biological process: G protein-coupled receptor signaling pathway. The transcript has 3 exons. Gene Ontology annotation, molecular function: G protein-coupled receptor activity. Lineage: Eukaryota; Metazoa; Mollusca; Polyplacophora; Chitonida; Chitonidae. The coding region runs from base 1 to 1401 and encodes 466 amino acids.